Molecule: messenger RNA, 892 nt
Organism: Centropristis striata (black sea bass)
Lineage: Eukaryota; Metazoa; Chordata; Actinopteri; Perciformes; Serranidae
Gene: pvalb7
Product: parvalbumin 7
Exons: 5
Coding region: 145-471 (108 amino acids)
Cellular component (GO): nucleus; cytoplasm
Molecular function (GO): calcium ion binding
Source: RefSeq, a predicted model, not a curated record
AAUAUCACCUGGGACACACACGCAGAAGAAACCACACGCACACACACACACAAGUCAGUAAGAGGAGAGAGGAACGAGAGAGGAGACAGACGGACAAAUUCAACACAAAGAGAGAAGAGACGGUGAGAGCAGACAGCUGACAAAAUGUCGAUGACAGAUCUGUUGAAAGCUGAGGAGAUCAAGAAAGCUCUUGAAGCCUUUGCAGGAGAAACAUUUGACCCUAAAAAGUUCUUUGAAUUGGUGGGAAUGAGGGCCAUGACAGCUGAAAACGUCAAGAAGGUCUUCAAGGUUCUGGAUGUGGACGGUAGCGGCUUCAUAGAGGAGGAGGAGCUAAAGUAUGUACUGAAGGGCUUUUCCAAAGAGGGCAGAGAUCUGACUGACUCUGAGACAUCAGCAUUCCUUAAAGCUGCAGACAAAGAUGGAGAUGGCAAGAUCGGCAUUGAUGAGUUUGAGGCCAUGGUGCAUGAGUAGGGGAAAGCCGAACACCCCCUUAUUCUUCCUCCUCCUCUUCGUCCUGCAUUCAUAUUUUGUUACUGCCACCUUCAAACUCCUUGCACUUUCCACGGGACCCUACACAUGGAGUCAGACCAGGCCCACUAACUACAAAACACUGCGGGCCGACAGGAAGUUACCAUGAGGAGAAAACAGGCAUAACAGGCACCGGUGUCAUUUUUGAUUUUUCAUUUUUUAUGUAUAUUUAAUCGCACAUGCUGUAUGGGUUUCAGAAUCAUUCUCAAUGAUUUCAUGAAGAUAGUUUGUGGUCUGAAAACAGGUGGUGCUAGUGCUGUAGAUGGUGUAGAUGUUAUAAAGACUUCUUAAAUCUUAAUUUCCUUCCUCUGUGUAUUUCAGGUAGUGCAUCUUGUCUGAUUGGUUUUACUUCUAGAUGUUCACA